CUGUUUCUUCUUCGCAACUCCAGUUGACUCGGUUCUGCGGCCCAAAUAAAUCCCUAUCCGCGCUCUCCUCUCCCUCGACGCACGCACGACUCCUCUGUCGUCUUCGUCCUUGUUGUCGCUCGCUUGAUCGCUUUGGGGGAGCUCCAAUGACUGAUCGGGAUUCCACAAGGAGCAACCAUUUGCCCCGUAACCUCGUCGCGAACCUCCAGAGCGUCCUGGUCGGAAGAAGAGCCGCGGGAGGAGGCGAUGCUGAUUCCAAGCCUGCGGCUGGGGAGGAUUUCCAGGUUGUCAUCUCUGCCCACGCGCCGCAAGCUGAGGAGGCCGUUGUCGAUGGAUUGAAUAAGCCCAUCGUUCUUGUGACCAAUGCCGACGGGAUCGGUUCCCCUGGCAUCACGUUUCUCGUGGAAGCCCUAGUGCGCGAGGGGCAAUGCGAUGUCCACGUCUGUGCUCCCGAUUCGGAAAAGUCUUUAUCCGGUCAUUCAAUUACCCUUUAUCAAACAGUUGCAGCAACAUCUGCUGAGAUUAACGGUGCCACAGCCUUUGAGAUCACAGGUUCUCCUGCUGAUUGUGUCUCUUUAGCUUUAUCUGGUGCACUAUACUCGUGGUCGAAGCCUGCUCUGGUUAUUAGCGGAAUUAACAAGGGAACAAACUGUGGUCACCAUUGCUUUUACUCGGGUGCUGUUGCUGGUGCUAGAGAGGCUUUGUUGAGUGGAGUGCCUUCUCUUGUACUUUCUUUAAAUUGGAAAAAGGAUGAAAGCAAAGAAAAUGAUUUCAAGGAUGCUGCUGAUGUUUGUUUGCCACUGAUAAAUGCAGCACUCAGGGACAUUAAUAAAGGCACUUUUCCAAACAAUUGUCUGCUUAACAUAGAAAUACCCACCACUCCAUCUGCCAACAAGGGCUUUAAACUAACCAGGUUGAGCCUCUGGAGAUACACUGCAAACUGGCAAGGUGUCUCAGCAAAUAGGCAUCCUGGGCAGUUCAUGUCUAUGCAACAAAGCCUAGGUAUCCAGCUUGCACAGCUUGGCCGUGAUGCAUCUGCCGCUGGAGCAGCACGACGCAUUGGUUCUCAAAGGAAACUUCUGGAAAUAGAAUCAGUUGCAGACACUGGAAAACCUGUGCAGAAAGAAGUUGUGAAGAAGUAUUUUCGACUAGAGUUUCUGGAUAAGGAGCAAGAAGUCAAGGAUGAAGAUUUAGAUUUUAGAGCCUUGGAUAAUGGAUAUAUAGCAGUAACUCCCAUAACUUUCGAAUUGCAAAUGGAGCCUGAGAUCCAAGCAUCUGCUUCUAACUGGCUUGCAACAGUUGUAAAAGGAGUUGAAGAGGUUACCGAUGCUGCAUAGCUUUUCAUUUCUGAUGGAAAGUUGUGUUAGUUCCAGUUUGUGCUGACCCUUGCUCACCAUAGUUUGUUGUGUUUGGAAAAACCCAUGCCUGACCCAUUCUAUUAUUAGCAAUAGUGGCGUCAACGACAUGUGGUGAAGUAUUCGCUGCUUUCUUUAUUCUGGUUUCUUUACUAAGACAGUGGCUGAUAAUUUAUUGAAUCGUCAUUAA
This is a messenger RNA of Zingiber officinale, 1545 nucleotides long. RefSeq names its product 5'-nucleotidase SurE-like. Gene Ontology annotation, molecular function: nucleotidase activity. NCBI's taxonomy places the organism in Eukaryota, Viridiplantae, Streptophyta, Magnoliopsida, Zingiberales, Zingiberaceae. The record is from RefSeq and is a predicted model, not a curated record. The transcript is spliced from 10 exons. Bases 147 to 1337 code for a protein of 396 amino acids.